AAAGCAUGGGAUCCUCACAUUAUUCUUAAAUAUUCUUUACUUUAAUACACCCUUAUAUUCAUGGCAUGCGGCAUGUUCGCCUUCUUCAUUUAUUAACACCACACUUAACCCUUAAACGAAAGACCUUCACUCCAUGUUUAGGUUGUGGUCGACCUAUGUUUCUUUUCCAGUCCUAUACCCAAGUAACUCCAACAUCCACUACAACUUUACAGAAAUAUGCCCAUUUACCCGCCAAAGCACGACCUGCCGAACCCUCUAUUGCCAUCACUAAGCUAGCAGCACGAGGAAGAUUGGCGGAUGCAUUAUCUGUCUAUCUUAAACUUUUAAAGGAUGGCGGAUUCCCUAGUCGAGAAUCACUUUAUCAGCUAACACUGGCCAUGUAUCAAAAUUCAAAUCUAACAGGCAUGUACAUCAUUCAUCAAACUCUAACAUCUUAUUACAAACAAAAUCCCAUCAUGUUAUCUAAACGAAAUGCACGAUCCAUGACUUACAUGUACACAAUGCUCAUCAAUCUUAUUUCUAAACAUUCUCGAUCCGUCAACAUGGACAUCAUACAACAGUUAUGUAAAGAAAUGCCUCAAUUCACAAACAAUGUUACUCUUCCACUGUAUAAUACGUUAAUCAAAAUAUUACUAAAAAAAAACUAUGAGCAAGAGGCGUGGAAACUAGUUGAAGAAUUACGUCGACAAAAUAUAGGGCCUAACAUUGUUACAUAUAAUAUUUUUAUGAAACAUGCCUAUAAAAGAAAGAAUUGGGAACGGUUCAUACAACUAUUGGAUGAAAUUAACCAAGAUGAGAAGUUAGAGAUCGAUUGUAUUACGACACAUAUUGUCGUGGAUACGUUAUGUAGCAUGCAUGCAUUUGAUAAAGCUUUUGAUAUAGUGGAAAAGUUAUUUUGUCCUACUGUAAAAGAUAAAUUCAAUAGUUUAGAAUUUAGAUUAGAUUUAAUAAAUCAAAUAGAAAAAAAAAGAAGCUUAGCUCUACAAAACGCCGAAACAUCAAAGAAAAAGAAAAGGAAAAAAGAAGAAGACGACGAAGAAAAAAAAAAUCACCUUCUUAAAAAUAAAAUAAAAUAAAUAAACUUAUUGUUUAAAAAGUAG
Molecule: messenger RNA, 1100 nt
Organism: Cokeromyces recurvatus
Lineage: Eukaryota; Fungi; Mucoromycota; Mucoromycetes; Mucorales; Mucoraceae
Exons: 1
Coding region: 66-1076 (336 amino acids)
Molecular function (GO): protein binding
Source: RefSeq, a predicted model, not a curated record